Messenger RNA from Eremomyces bilateralis CBS 781.70, 228 nucleotides. RefSeq names its product required for assembly of cytochrome c oxidase-like protein. The record is from RefSeq and is a predicted model, not a curated record. NCBI's taxonomy places the organism in Eukaryota, Fungi, Ascomycota, Dothideomycetes, Eremomycetales, Eremomycetaceae. Gene Ontology annotation, cellular component: mitochondrion. Gene Ontology annotation, biological process: mitochondrial respiratory chain complex IV assembly. The transcript has 2 exons. The annotation marks the transcript as partial.
AUGCCGCAAUCCUGCACCGACAUCCGCGCUGCCCUCGCCGCCUGCCUGUCCUCCUCCCCCUGCGUCCUCGAAGGCAACAAGCCCGGCGACUGCCUCCGCCCGCCGCUGUGCGACGACCUCCCGACGCAAUGCCAGCAGUUGAAGAAGGGCUACGCGCAGUGCAAGCGAGGCAUGAUCGACAUGCGGAAACGGUUCCGAGGAAACAAGCCCGUCGGCUCGGUCGGUGAG